Messenger RNA from Alosa sapidissima (American shad), 881 nucleotides. RefSeq lists its product as uncharacterized. The record is from RefSeq and is a predicted model, not a curated record. The transcript is spliced from 4 exons. Lineage: Eukaryota; Metazoa; Chordata; Actinopteri; Clupeiformes; Clupeidae. Bases 7 to 723 code for a protein of 238 amino acids.
CUGUACAUGAAUAUAAUGGGCUGGAGUUAUUCUCACUGUGCAUCAGUUCCCAAGAGAGACCACACCACUGUGACAUUAGCUCUUGUAGGAUCCUCAACACAGAACCAAACAUGUUCAGCAGUAGUUCAGGUGGACAACAUCCUUCAGGUUUUGACCUGGACGAUGCCAUGGGAUGUCCCUCCGGCCCGCCUGAGCACCACGGUGAUGACCGUCCCCAUGAGGAUGACCGCCAUGGUCCAGAGGGUGAUCACCAUCGAGAGCGCAAGCAUAGUGGUGAGCACAAUGACGACUGCCGACCCGAGAGAAGACGCAGCGGCGAUCGUGAUGACCAUCAUCACCGCGAGCGCAGGGGCAGUGGUGACCAUGACGUUCACCCGCAGCGUAGAGGCAGUGGUGAACGGGACAAACAUCACCACCGUGAGCGCAGGGGCAGUGGCGGCUGCGACGAUGGCCGUAGGCACAGUGGUGACCGUGACGACCACCACCAUGGGCGCAAGCACAGCCCUGGCCACAGGCGUGACCACAGUGGCAGCCGCAGCGGAAGUGGGAGUGACAGCGAAGGUGGUCACCACGGCCGCAGGAAGAAACACCACAGCGGGAGCGGGAGCGACAGCGAUGAGGGUCACCAUGGGCACGGCCGUCGUCACAAACACGGCCAGGGUCGGGACUAAAAUAUACCUGAGGCAUGCAGAAGUCCGAGCAGAAAUUGUAGUCAUCAGAUAGAAAAACACAGGUAAAAGGCAAAUCAAUGGGAACAAAUGAUCUCACCUAAGGAAGUGGUGUAAAUGGAGAACAGAAGAGGCCCAAGUACUGAUCCCUGAGGUACACCUGUGGUGGGGUCAUGAGACUUUGAUAACUGCCAUUGCCAAGACACACCGAAU